UUGAGUAAAUCUGUCAAAACAACCUUUUGAACUGCAAGAUUAUCCCCUUUGAAAAAGCAAAAACAAAGUCAUGAAUGACAUUCUUCACACCGUAAUUUGUCAAGUUGGUAUAUAUUCAUCCGUUACCAUCGGCCGCGUGACACUGUACAUCUGCGCGCGUCCGGCUGUGAGGCCAAAAAAGGCCUCCUGAAAUGUAUUUCAUCUUUCUUCUCAUCACUGGUGCGUUUCUACCUGUUGUACUGCCCUGUUCGGUACCUCCUGGCGCCGUAUUUUAUGGUCCAACGCAGCGGACAAUUCUUGCGCCCAUCGUGUUCCAAGGACGCGUGAUCAACACGACCACAUCGGACUUGCCCACUGGACAAAUCUUUGAUGCUUGCGUUGAAAUCAGAAAGAUCUUUAAAUCACCGUUUGAGAUUCCAACAGUCGUUUGCUUUGGGCAAUUCGGUAUAGAAGAGUUGUGUCUAACAUAUGUAUUUGAAGGCAAUGAGUAUGUUUUCUUCUUGAACGAAGACUUCACAGCGAGAUAUGAUGGCUUUCCUGAGGCGGCCUACCUCGCAACUCAAGAAAUUGUGGCGGCUGUACAAGCUGGUUAUUGCCAGGCGUCUAUCGACCCGAACUGCGGUAAGUAAAAAAAAACUUCGGUUUCUUGAAAUACGUACCUAUUUAUUUAUUUAUAUUUUUUUAUCACCUCAGUUCACACAGAACCGUCACUGUUGUAUUAUUUUUUCAAGUCGAAUUGAGAAAACAUUCUUGUUGAGAAAACAUUUUUUAUUUGAUUUACUUUCGGAUUUUCUAGGCGGCUAUGUUUUGAUUCUUUUUGGCGCGCGCCGCGUCACAUUUUAGUUUCUUUUGGCACCGGAAGUCGGUUCCGACCGACCAGAUGUCAUGCCACUCACGAUUACUAGCGUGAUCCAAUUAUCGAGGUUCUAGUGAAAGGAGAUUUGCACGAUAAAAGUCCGAGGAGGGGACAGAUAUCGCUUGUAAUAGGGUCCGAUAGGGUUAGCUGAUUACAGAGAAUCGUCUAAACCUCUAGCUUAUUAUUGAAACUCCCGAAAGAAUAGCUGAUUUACUAAAAAGUGGCCAAAGGAGCCUUUUACCCCUGCCCUCUGGCCUGUGAAACCCAUAACGAAUUAGCCUCCCAGGCAGACGUUCUUAGGGAUUCGUCACGCGUGGAAGGCGUGUAACGAAUUGCUCGGAAACGUGUGACGAGUUCCCGAGUUUUCCAAUUAUUCUUCCUUUCUUCAUUCGCUGUCUCUUUCCUUGCCAAGCCUCAACUCGAAUGACUUAGUACUCGCGGACUAACUGUAAUGAGAAUUGCUAGGCACACCAUCGACCCAACUCCCGCCCUCUUGUUAUAAACUGGUAAAGAGCGAUACUCGAAGAAAUCACUUGAAUUCAUUUGAAAAACCACACAGAACAACACGCAUUUGUCAUCCAAAAAGGGUUUUUAUUUCUUUCUAAUUUGUUUGCUUCCCUUUAAUUUAAAUUCCACGGACCGUCCUGUUAUAUUUUUUCAGUUUCGUGUGCGGGGAGGGGUCGGGAAGUUGGAGUGUUCAGUUUUUGUUGGAGGUCAGUGACCCUUAAUAUGCUAUCGCUUCACUAGCGCUGUAUUUUUGUUUUGCUUAGUUCGGACAUUUGUUUUUCUUUUUAUGUUAUUCUUGUCAUUUCGACCUAAAAAAAAGUGAAGGAAAUUAAAAACCAAGGAUAUACGAGAGUAAGAUGCAUAUCUUCGAUCCAAGGAUCCCUAACCUUUCCCAUCCCCCAACCCGCGUCCCGUUCCAUGUACUUUGCAACACUUAAUCAUUGAUUAGAUUCAGGAGCGGUGAUAGGCUCCUGUUAUAUUUCAGUUUUCAACCGCGUUGCCAAAGUCCACAGCGUAAAACAAAGUAUAUCAUCCGAUUUAUAAAGUCUACGUGGAUGAUCACAAAGCCGAUAAAGCCUAGUAAGCAAAUAACUAAGGCUCUCCCGGACAUUCUGGACACGCCUUGAAACCCAAGAAUUUAUACAUUUAUACACGAGGUCCAACCCCUUACCAUUUUAUACGUACCAUUUUUGACAGAAAGGGUGCCCUUUUCCGGGACAAAUGAUACCCCUUUCACAUACCUAUUUUAGAACAGUACAUCCCCUCAACUCAUGAAAUCCCUGACUCCUUCCUAUACCUGAAGCCUGAAAAAGAUAUCCCUUUCGGGCGGGGCCUCCCCGUAUAGGCCGUUAGAGGGUGUACCCCCGGAAAUAUUCGCGCCGUAAAAUCCCAGCAAGCUGGUGAACAAUCAACUCUUUAAAAAAUUAUAUUGUGUUUUAUCGGAAGGGGCUUUUUAAGCGGGGCAAGUCUAGGUCUCGAAACUGUUUGUAAUUAUAAGCAGCUUGUCUCGAGUGUUAAUUUUACAAGCGUUUAGAAAUGACAGAGAAGGGUCAUUAAUUUAUUUAACUGUGUUGUUGUCUACACUGGCCACCCAAGGAUAAACUAAGGAAUUUCUUUAACAGGGUGGCCAAGGUUAAGACAUGUACCUGCAUAAACUGUUUUUUUUUGUGUGAAGACGGUAAAACAAUUCUUGUUUUUGUGCGCGGAAACCGAAAAAGGCGGCAACAUCCGUGCGAUCCGAGGCGGUUCUGAAAAGAGAGGUUCAAAAUCGACCCUUUGGCAAUAUGUGUCAUGUAAACCGGAACAUUGAGUAGAAAUUUUUUAACUGAAAAUGGUCCACUACGGUGGUUCAACUCAGUGGAAACUUUUCCGGAAUGAAAGAACUCUUGGCGGCGGUUUUUUUUUUUUUGUUGUUUUGCUUUAUUACAACCAGAAGUAGAAUACACGAACAAUUACGGAAAAUGUUUAUCAAAGCGGUGCUUACUCCGCUCUAAAAAAUUGGUGCUUUUUCCAACGUGGUUUACCCUGGCUCCAGAGGCCCGUUCUCAAAAUACCUAAUAUGAAAUAUUCGUGCUUUCUCUCGGCGCUUCAUUCGUCGUUGACGCGGCUUCGCCGUGAACGAUCAGUAUCGAUAAGAAAAAAGUAUCUGGAACCCAGGGUAACCGUGGUUUCGAUAUGCGCGGAAUGGUGGCAAAGUUUGUUUUGAUUUGGUUUUUUAGCACUUCUAGAGGUGUGUUUGCUAUUUUUUACUCACUCACAACUGUAUAAAUAGAAUACAAUACAAUACAAUAACUUUAUUUAAAGAGGGAAGCGCAAUAACCUGUUACAGUUUUCUAACCUACGGCCCUCAAAAAAAAUAGAUAAAUAGAUAAAUAAAUUUAGAAGACUAAAAACAAAUAAAUUUAUAAAUAUAUAUAUAUACACAAAAGAGACAAUAUUUAAAGUAGAAUAUGAAGGCGAACUUCCGCCUUUUCAUUUUGAUGGGACUAGCGAAAACCUCUUUUCAAAGGGAAUUAUUUAGGAUUGACAGAGCGGAGGUCUUUUAACCCCUUUGUUUCACCCUCAUUGUGAAAGACACGAAACAUAAGUCGGAAACGAUAGUCUAGUCUCAAAUGGACAUGGAGUUGAUUUAUUACUGAGGAUCUUGCUGAUACCUGAGACAAUGCUGAGAAUAUCAGCAGGAAAAAAGUAGCUGAUUACUUUUGGGAUUAUAGCUUCAGAAAAAUUGCCCAAUGAUAUUCAAUCAAAAGUCAAUCUUGAAAGCGAGGACGAACUUACAAAUAAGAAGGGCAGGAUCUAGGGGGAGGGUGCAGGGGGUGCCCCCCCCCCCCCGAGAUGAUCUACAGGUUUUCUGAUACAACUGGUAUUCUGCAAAAAAAAAAACUAUGUGGUUUAUUGGUGUUGAAGUAGAGCAAGAGACGAGUGCACCCCCUCGUAAAAAAAAUCCUGGAUUCGCCCCUGGGAUCCUAAUAAAGGAUCUAAUCAGUCUGGCCAAAAUCUUAGCUGAUUUUGGCUGAGUACUGGGAUUCUCUCACUGAGACUCUCGGGGAAUGAGCUCUUCUCUCGCAUGAUAAAAAAAUUGCGACCAGUGUUAAACGCUAGCUAAAGAGUUUUUUUUUUUCAGUUUUAGGUCAAAAGUAGGGGCUAAACGCUAUCUUUGCCUUGUCACUCAACAAAAUAAUCUUCAGCUGUUUUGCAAUGUGCGUUACAAAUAUCAAAAAAAAAAACACAACUCCGGGGGUAAGGGAGAGCGUAGAGGAAUGUUUGAGUGGAAGCGUGCCUUUAGAACUAUCCUGUGAGAAAGCUCUCCAUUUAGUCGAUAUUGUUAGAAGUCACGGGCAAGCGGCACGAGGAGGCGCGUCAGGUUGACGGUGCGUCAUUUUUCAGCCAAUGGUAUUUCACUUUACCCAGGCGAAGACAAUCCUUCUGUGCUUCUUGUACAUGAUGAUGCCGCGAGCUGUUCUUUUAUUAAGUCCCUCGUGGCCUCGCCGCCCCGUCGGGCGUUCUCACCAUGCUGGCUUCGUUCGCAACUCUACAUGGUUAACAUGAAGAGCUUGCUCGCAGGCUAACACAGAGCUCUUUCUGAAACCCUAAGACCAUAUUAAUCUUUAAAUCGUAUUUUAUAACCUUAUUGUAGUGAAGACAACGAAAAGCCUCUCCAACCUAAUCCCUGACAUCUGAGUGUCAAUUUAUGUUCUAGAGUCUUCUAGAUUAAGCUCUUGACAUAAACGAUAUUUUCCUCGACAGAUAGAUUAUACCAUUUUUGACGUCGGUCACUCUGACAUCAAUGCAAUAUGCAAUUACAUUAACGUCACGCAAGACAAUAGUGCAGCAGCUUUACUGUUUGAGCGAUGAGCGAAAAACUGAAAAAAGGCAACAAAGUUCGCAGUCAUGCAAAGACGAAAUAGCAGAGUUGUUUACCAAAAAAUGAUAACAAGAAUACACAAAAAAUAUUACUCGAUGUAUGUCAAAGUCAACCGCUUGAAAGGGAAUAUUUACAAGAGAAAGACACCCCUAUAUAUAUUCUCUGAAACUUUUGUAUGAUAUGAAAAUUUAUGCUGAUAACAGCGUCGUCAAUAUGCAUUAUUCUUCAUACCAUACUCAGGCUCAUUCAAUAAUUGUUAAUAAAAUUCAUGAAACAGAACAAGAAAGACGGGGACCCUGGAUGCGAUAUUGGCAACAGGACUCCUAACGCCCCCUUCACCCCACCCCGUCCCGUUAUAAAGAACGAGUUUUCCUUUUUCCCUCUUUCCACCGUACAAACAAAAGGAAGUACGUAUUUCCGACUAAAAUGGGAUGGACUGGAUCACUAGCAGCUUAGGACGAUGAAGAGUGGUUAAAUUUAUCUUGGACAUCUUAAAAAAAUAGUCGCAGGGUGUUCUGAGGUUUUGUCACAUGCAUAUCGUCUGCAUUCCGAUUAUUUUUGACUGUCUAGCGGGGUCGUGAUAGCCUAUUUCUUUCAUUUUUCUGCUCUGACAACUCAAAGUGCGCUUCCUUUGCAGAUGAUAAAAGCUGUUCACUUAACUAUAAGUUAAACUGUGUUUGACAACAGCUGAUCAAAAUAGGUACUCGAAACUCCUCGUAAAAUGUCGUAUGAACCUAAUGUUUCCAUUAGAAGGGCUCUCUAAUUAUCCUGAAUUCCAACUCAUUAACCUCACGUCCAGACAUGAAGCCAACAUGAAAUGCGAUUGCCCUGGCUUUAGAUGAAAUUCUUUAAAUUUUGGAAAGUUUUUCCUAAAUCGCCCACUGUUACUGUAUUUUUUAAAGAAUUUUUGGCUCAACCCCAAGAUUGUUCGAUCCUCAAGUCAGUCCCCUUUCUAAUUUGAUAACUGAUCUUAAAGAAACGCGCCACUGACGAAUACGAGAGAACUCGUCGUAAAAAAGUGCAUUGGAGUGAGUGUUUAGCCGCCACACACGGAAAUUACUGACUUUGUGGAAAAUCAUCAGCGACUCUCCAGAAUCGCGACGCAAAAACUUCAGUUACGUGUACUGAGUUCGUUCACAAUCUUGCAAUGAAAUUACAGAUGAGUGCUCGAAAACGGCAUUUUUAGUAUCCGUUUUGUGAACUUACUCCCUCUGGAAACUGUUAACAAAAACAUACCCUACAAAAAAUAUUGUUUUCCUGCUUUAACAGGGUUGUCAUUAAGAGCCGGGGGCCGGGGAUUUUCCCCGGCUCAGUAAGAGAGUGGCCCCCGGCUACUUUUAUUGGAAAAUAGAAGAAAAAUAGAACCAAAAGAAAUCCCUAGCCGUUUGAUUCCCCGCCUACUUGUUGUGUUUACCGGGCAACUUGAAAUCUUAGUGACAACCCUGCCUGCUUUGGAACAGGUUUGCACUGGACCGGGGUUUUGGAGAAGAAUUUUAGACUCGGAGGACCAACAAGCUACCACCUAUCCAAAACAACAAACCUUGCCUGUGAAAGCACCAUAGUUAGAAUCUCUCGUAAACGACCACUUCUUUAAAGCAGCGGCGACCUCUUUCGUAGUUGAUGGUUUUAUAAUUUUUCAUUGUUUUAACUACAGAAUGCAAGGUAUGUUUCUCAUAUUAUGCUACUCAGACUGAGAGCAUAGAGCCUUUUCACACCUAUGACGUCACGUUCGCCUCGUUCGCCAUACAAUAAAAUGGCAUCCAACUAGUCCUGUGGGAAAACGCUUUCUUUUGCCUCAUUACCAUAUGAUCAUCAUUAUCUGAUGAAGCUAAUAAAAUAAAGUCUCUAAAUAUUGAAAGAGCGUAACAAUUUCAGUUAUCUCUGAAAAUUUGAGCCCGGUGUACCGAAAGGUUUGAGAGAAAUUCUCUUUUAAAAACUCGAAAUUUUACAAAGAACGUAUGGCUCAUUAACUUUUUUGCCACCCAGCUAUUUCGAAAUUUUCGAUAGCUGGUAUUUCCUUCAGUAUUGCUUAAAAAAAGCUGAAAAUUGCGCAAAAUACUAAAGUUAAUCAGCUCUUUUAACUUUUGGAAUUAAGUUCGUAUAUACGGCCACAGAUUUUAUGAGUUAAGUUGUAUACAAAUAAGGAAAAAUGUAAACAAUGACGUCAACAAAGAUUCGCCUAUUGUUGUGAUCCAGGGCCGACUUGUUCAAAGCUGGGUUAAGAUAACCCAGGGUUAGUGCGAGAUUUGAAUUCAGAUUUGAAAGCUUAAAAAGCAUUUCAGUUUUAAUUCUUUCUGCUUUCUGUUUACAGGUUGAUGAUUGGAAGCUUUAAAAAUAUCAGAGAAAAUUAUCCAAGAAAAUGCUUUUGAGCACAAGAAAAAGAAAGCAGGGUUAAUUUUAACCCCAGGUUAAGCGCUAAUCGGCCUUCGAACAACUGGGCACAGAAAUUUUGCUACCAUGGUAACGUGACGUCAUACUUCUCCUUUCUAUUUAGAGAAGAUGUAAUCGCUUUCUUUUUUCCCUAGGGACAAAGUACACUGUCCGUAAUAAUGAGAUAUCCGUCAAGCGGGGUUUGACUGUACACACAUCUUCUAAAUAAUGUGUGACCACCUCCAUUUUGGGAGCCAGUUUCAUAUUAACCGAAAUGUUUCAACGUUAUCACAACUUCUUCACAGGUCAAACGUGAAGAUCGUACAUCAUGGUUCUGGUGUGAACGGAAGCUGUGCACCAAUACUGCACCAUUAAGUAAACUAAGUUUGUACGCGCAUGUAAAUCUACGCGUUAACCGCUGUACGCAGGAAAACGGUAUAAUAGUAAUCGGCUCCUGUAAUUCUACAUUUUCAAAUUUGUUAUCCACUCUGAUUUAUCAUCUUCCACGGUUGGACGGAAGCCUUAGACACAUACGUUUGUAUGAGUUUACAAACGCAGACGAAAUCGUGUGGAAUUAAAAGUGUCCAGAGGCCCGUUUCGGGCCCGAAAUUAAAUAUCCCACAGAAAAUCGUGGAUCAUAACUAACAAACCAAUCCAUAUUAUUUUGUGGGCUAACAGUUUUAACAUGUUAUCACUAACACUAUUGAAACCUUUGACCUUGAAUGCAAACAACACAGCGUUCCGGGCCCGUUAAUUAUCGUGACUCUCGAGAAACGGGCUCCAGGACCUCGUUUUUCCUUAAAUUUACCAAACAUAAUAUAGAAGAUCAUGACAGCAAAUAACAAUUACUGUAUGAGGCUGCGUAUGAUGUCAAGACUGAGGCGGAUCGAUAACGCCCUUCGAGAUCUGGACAAUUCUUCAUAUCGUACAAGGGCUACCCAAUUCCAUAAUUGUUUUAUAAUUCAUUAAAAAUAUUUCUAAGCUUGUAACAUCCUUACCUCGAUUCUCGUAGAAUUUCUAUUCGCGAGGCGUAUUGUUAUGUAUUUUUGCUGUCUUUUUUCGUCUCCACGGAACCUGUGAAAUCUUCCGCCAUUUUCUAGAGCACCGAACUGCUGAGUGGCCACGCCGCCAGCGUGACGUCAUUGGCCAUUAAACUCAUUUUUGCACUUAGCCUCGUUUUGAAAGUGAGAGUCUUUGGAACGCGAAAAUGGUCUCUUGUCCAAAUCUAUUUAAUAGUUAAAUUAUUCCAAGUCUUGGAAAUUUGGUUAUUGGUACUCGCUUUUUAUCAAGGUUAAAGGCGUUUCUGGGGAUUCCAACACAGAUGCUUUUACUGGAGCCUUCCACCCCCACACAGCAUGAUUCGAAACCAUCCAAUCAAAAUCACAUCCGGUCAUUGGGUUGUCAGCUUCACGUGUCAAAAAGCUCGCCUAAAAUAAAUCUCACCAUACGGUCUUGCCGAGCUCCUGUGCUUGUGAUGCUACAAUUUCGCUUUUUCUCAAACCUCCAAAGAGGAGCUUUCGAAUAUUUGUAAUGGAAACCUGCCGUUUUUGAGGAAUUAUAACAUGUUUUAGGAAUUGUGCUUAAUGUAAGAUCGCCAACGCUCUGUUUGUAAAUAAACGUGUGCCCGGAAAACUGUAAACUGCUUUUGUUUACAGAGUUACAACAGCGGCGCUCAUUAAUAAGCAGGUUCCUGAGAAUCUGGCAGCUAAAAAGCUGCUGUAGAUCAGGCCGAAAAUCGUCCGAGGGAAAAUCUAAAGUCAACCUAAAGCCUUGGUGCUGUCGGCUAUUCUCAAUACAUGGCUACCUCGCUCUAAUUUUAUUUACAGUAACAAUACCCUUUUAGCGGCAGGAUGCUGUAAAUCAAAACUUAGAUAUCUGAAGCACUGAUAUCGUCUUCUUUGUCCUGGUCUUGUGAAACCAAUACUAGGAAGGCAGAAGCUGGUAUAUGAGGCUUUUCCAUACUCCGAGAACAUCUUUCCUUUUAACUACGAGGCUUUGAAAACACAUUUCUUGCUCGGGUGUUAUUUUUAUUCCCGGAAAGAACUUGAGAGCGCCCUCUAGAGUCUCUUUGAAUUCCUCUCUGCGUCUCUAUCCAUAAAAUUAACACAUGAAAUCAAAACACUCUGCUCGUGUUUACUUGCGGUCGGUGACGUCAGGGCGUAUUGUGUGUUAUCCAAUCACUGCCACAUCCAGAUUCUGGAUGUGUCACACGAUUUGCUGAAUGGUUUUGUGUCAGGCCUUCCUUUCUCUUCUCCCCCUCCCCCUCCCCCAUCAAAAAUCUCCUCUCCUCUAUCCCCUUAGGAAGGCCUGAUACUCAGGCUAAUCAAGAGUCAACCCGAGGAGUUAAGCCCACUAGAAACUGGAUAAUGUUUUUAAUGAGUCAUGGGAGAAUUUAUUGCUUAAGUUCCUGUUUUGAACAUAUUCUCCUCUUUAGAGCAAUAAUGAGGGAAUUUAAAUGCGCUAUUCAGAUUUGACUCUACAGAUUAUAACGCUGCAAAUAUAUUCUUGCUUUGUUACAGAGCCACCAAAGCUUGAAAAUGCCACCUUUGAGUUCGUGAAACGAAUUCAGGAGGGUCGCAGCGCCUCAGUUCAUUGCCGCGCCAUGGGUUCCUUACCCAUAGUAGCAACCUGGUAUAGAGGAGGAGAGCUUGUUUCCUUUGAGAAGCAACAAGGAAAUAUGCUGAAGAUCAAUGAUGCUACCAUGUAUGAUACCGGGCGAUAUUCUUGUGUCUUAAAAAACCCUGCAGGGGAGGCAACUGCGGAAACUUAUGUUCAGAUUAGUAAGUAGCAAUUUGGUCUUUGCAAGAGAGAAUAACUGACUCUUUCCUAGUCGUCUUCAAGUUGUCUCUACUCAUUAAUUAUUUACUAGGUAAAGGCUUGGGUUAUGUGCGCGUCGUCCUUCCCGUCAUCCCCUUCGUUAAAGAGUCCGUUCUAGCCUUCCACGCCAAUUUUAAUGUAAUGAGAGACGACUGGGGACGAGUCAGAGAGAAUAAUGGAACAGAGAGGCUAACUCCCACUCUAGCCGUUGGGAUAUGUGAAUUUCACCAAAGUUAUUUUUAGAUCAACUAAACGCUUGAAUUAAUCGAAAGUUGGUUUUCGGAGAUGUCCGCAAACUUUUAUUCAGUUUUGUCAAGAGAAAAUUCAACAGUCGCAAGAGCUCCUGACAGUUGCCCUUACAAUAUUUUGCAUUUUUUGCUUUGAUGCAGUCGCGCGUGCACUUAGCGAAUCAAGCCGGACACCAAAAACAAAAGAGAAUCCAUACGUAGAGCCUGCGUACGUUUUUAUCCGAUUGUGACGUUUCAAACAAUCGAUUAAAAUUUGCAGACCUCCAAGGAGUUAGACUUCCGUUUAAUUACAACCUCUAAAAAUAACUUCAGUGAAAUUCACAUAUCCCGGCCAAGGCCCUUAGAUUCCUUCUCUGUUCCAUUAUUAGGGACCUUAAGAUGCAAGGACGGCGACGGCAGGUAAAUGGUUGCUUAAAAACUGAAUUCGCGGUUUUUCAAUCUUCAUCGCGAUUUCUCCAUCUCGCUUUCUUUGUCGAAUGUACGCGAACACUCCUGGAGUUGAAUUCCUAAGAGCCUUAUCCAAGUUAAGAAAGAGAAAGAAAAUUUCGUCCUCUAUAAAACAUGAAAUUAGGCAUUUUCACUUCGUAGUCGUGCAAAAACGUCAAAGAAAUGUACAAAAAAGUGUGAUGCACGUGCAAAGUUGUUGUUUUCCUUAUUAAACCUAUUGCUUUUAUGACGUUCUCGUUGCCGUCGCCGUCGUUUGAUCUUAAGGUCCCUAUUCUCUCUUGCUCUUUGUACUUGAUCUGGUACCCAGUUCUUACUCUUAGCCAUGGGAGAUCUGGAUACGAUAUUACAUUGUUGCGGGCGACAAGAGGAGCCAGCAAUCCUAAUCUCCAGGUUCUUAUUACGCAUGCGUCGCAUGUAUGUGGCCAGCAUUCGUUUGGACCACUAAGAAUGAAUGGAAUGCACAAAACGCAAUUGAACGUGCAAAGAUGUUUGCCAACCUAACCUAUUGCUUUUUUGCCGUUCUCGUUGCCGUCGCCGUCGUGGUUGCUUUUAAAGCUCGCUAUUGGCCAAUUUUUUCCCUGACCCUAGAAACAGUCCCAGAAGUCUUUGCGAAAGUUAACUCGUCCCAGUUCCCGUCUCGUUUUCAAACGAAUUCACAUGGCAACUCUGAACUGAAUAUUUUCUUUUCUAAUUGCCUACCAGUCUCCACAGCGUGUGGCGCGUUUGUCGCUGUCUAUGAUGACGCAACAUUCACGAUAGAGAGCCCAGAGUACCCCUGGCCUUACCGGAGGGGAAAAUCAUGUUCAUGGCGACUGUGCCCACCUCAAGGAAAGAGCCUAGAGUUUAAUUUCACCACCUUCGAUUUGCGGACAUUUGACAAUUUGGAAAUCGUUAACGGUAAGUAAAGAAACAAGCUAUCAAAUUUUGCAUGCCUAAUAUCGUACCCAGAUUGGCGUCUGUCUGUCGGAAGGGGGUAGGGGUGGGAGGGAUCUGACCGUACGAGAUGGGGUGCAUGAUUAACGCAAACUUAUCCAGAAAGUGAAGAGUGUCAUCGUAGUUUGGUUUUUAAAAGCUGAAGGCAAAACUUAACAACUAUCAGAAAAUUUUUGGGAUACUCUGCGAAGGUUGUAUGAUCAUUCCAUGCAUGAUUCUUUACCAAAAUGUUCCAAAGAUUAUCGAUGGUUUCCCAAAGGUGCGGAAGUAUUACUUAUCCUCUCCUCCAUUAAGUGUAAAUUAGAUCUAUUGCACUUCAAUUGCCACUAUUCUAUUUAUUGUAAUUGUUUUUCAUUGUGCCGACCACUCCUCCAUAUUUGAACUUUUUCUUUACGAUUUACAUAUUUCAUAUUACGCGCUGUAGAAAAUAUCCAUUGGCCUUUGUUUAUUUUUUAAUUUAUUUUUGUUAUUUUAACGUACAAUAUGAUAUACCUAAUGCAUUUUUGUACCAAUUCAGUGAUGCAUAUGCACGCCUAUCGGCAGAGUGCUCAAUAGCAGGACUAGAGCGCAGUAUAAUCAAGGUUGUCUGGUGUCAACGUGAGAUUUGACUUAGCAUUUUUAUUACUACUUAGUUUCGUACCGCGCGGCAUGUACGGCACUCAGAUAAAAUUGUAUAUAGUAUAUUUUAUUUCACAGGAGUUCAGACUUCAGGAGUAAUCAUCGAUCGUUUAUUGGACCGUACGAAACAGCACUGUCGCAAUACUGAACGAUCGAUGAUUAAUUCUGAAGCCUGAACUCCUGUGAUUAUUAAUAGUCAAUGCUCUUCAAUUAAAUGAAUUGAGCGCUCUACGAAAUACCCAGAACGUUCUACCCAGAAUAUAAGUAUAUUUUAUUUCAAUAUUUUUGCUGGCUGCACAUAUUUCUGUAAAGGUUAUUACGUCUCUCUCUUUAAUUAGCAAUCAAUGAAUGAGGUUGAGUAGGAUAUUAAGAAUUAAGCAGAUCGAGGAGGGUGUUAUCCACCGAGGCCGAAAGUCAAGGUGAAUAACAUACUCCGAGAUUUGCUUAAUUCUUCAUAUCCUACGAAAGCCGAAUUCAUUAAUUGCUUUAUUAUUCGUUCAAAAUAAUUCCUAGUAUAAAAACAUAGCGAAAACAUGCUUACCUGCAUCGAUGUUAAGUGUACGUUUAGGUUUGUCCAGCUCCGCAAAUAUUCUCCAAAUAGCAGUUGUCGCCCUCCGAUUUGUCUUCUUGCUGUUUUUGCCAUGUUUUUAGCAAUUAUUCCGCCUAGUUCCAGCUGUAGUUCUUACUCUUGAAACGAGUAAAAUGUCCGCCAUUUUUUUUUCACAACCAAAACAACUCAACCUCGUCCCCAGGUCUUCUCGGUAACGGUCCCUCAACCUGUAGCGGGCUGCAUUUUUGACGUCAUUUCCUCGUUAAACACAAGAUUCUUCCAAAUUUGGUCAUCAGUAACUGGUUAUGGUGACUUAUGCGUAUGCUUUUAGCCAAUCAGAAUGGGGGAAAUAUUUUGAAUGAAUAAUAAAUAAAGUUAUUGAAUUGUAUUGCAUUGUAUUGUAUAAAUCAUUAAAUAGCAUUAAAUGGCUAGAUAUUGCAAAAUGACAAAAACAAAAGAUUUUUAUCCACGAUAGAUACGUUAUAUUUUACAUGAGUCGAUAGGAAUAUAAACUACUUCAGCUCGCACAAUAAGGUACACUUUAAAGUAAAGAGAACCGAAUAUAUCAGAUUUAUUCUAUAACUUAAUCGACAACGGGGGCAUAGCUCAGUGGUAGAGCAUUCGACUGCAGAUCGAGAGGUCACUGGUUCAAUCCCGGUUGCCCCCUACUUUUUUGGCCUCCUUGCGUUUGAUUUUGUACGCUUUACCUGAGUGGAUUGUAGUUGCAACCCUCCUAUAAGCCCCUAGACCUAGAGCAGUGCAAAGUUUACAAGAAGAAGAAUAAUCAUUCGGGUGGCUCUGGUGCUCUCCCGUUCUUCGGGCCAGUCUAAGAUUCUAGUAAACUACCCACCUAACUAUCCCUCCCUGGCCUAACCCAACAUUUUGCCCGAAGUGAGAAGUUAGUGUUAAUGUUGAGUUUGAGGAGGGGUAGGUGUAUGGCAGCCUAGUCCCUUGGCGUUCUCGGCGCGGUCAAUCCUGGACUCUACCGUGAGCUGUGACGUCUCGGCGGACAACGGGUCAAGAGAGAACGCCUAGGAACUAGGCUGGGUGUAUGGGUAGUUUCUUAGGUGCCCCUGACGCUCCAUUCCAGGAUAAGUGUGGUACUUUGCCCCCCCCCCCCCCCCUUUAGAAACGUAAAAAACGUCAAUUUAUCUUUAUCCUCACAGCUGUUACAAACCACCAGCGUUGCGUGCAGGUUAGAUUCGUUGUUAACGUGACUGUUGACUACCAGCUAAAGAGAUAUGGCUCAAACUUUUCUUAAUUUUUUUUUCUGCUUUUGUUUUCAAUAGAGUGUGAUCAACACAGACACCCUUGGCGUCGUUUUUGCGGCUCCAGAGUCUCCCCAGGUUCUUUCGUGUCUCGCUGUAACUCCACCUGUGUCCAGAUAUUUUUAGACUCUGGUAUCUCACGUAAUAGAAUAGCACGUGGUUUCCAAGCCACAGUGAAGGCUACGGAAAAAGGUAAUUAACAAACGUCCCUGCUUUAUGGCUAGUGCCUUACGCAUGCGCACACCUGCAUCACCCCUGGAGUGGUAGGCAUGGAAAGCUGUUGCGUUGCUAAUAGGAAUCACGUAGCCUGCGUGGCUUGCGGUUUGUUUGGCGAGAGGGUAAACAUGUGGCGAACCUGUGAAUGCGUUCGCGAAUGAGCGGCAAAGCUUCUCGUUGUUUCCGCCCCAUUCUCUACGCGGCUUCGCCUUUUAUCGGCGUGCUCGACAGACAAAAACGCCAGCUAUGCAGGCUAGGAAUCACGAUCAAUUCGGCAUAGCUCCAGGUGUGUAAGGCUCUUGCAAAAAGAAUACGGUUUUUUUGUGUUUUGUUGAGACUUUGACUGAAGGUUCGGUUGAGGGAUUUGUCCAUUAGGGAAAGUCAGCUGCAGCACGUUAGGGUCAGCGGCUACCGAUAGACUAAACUGACGAAUCAGCAUACUUUACUAUAGCGAAGCUACAAUUUUUCACCCUGAUUUAGAAAGAGAAAGUUAAUUGAUAUUUUUUAAGAAAGGUGAAUCAAAAGCUGAAUCCAAUAAUUGCUAGAUAUUAAUUCAUUUUGUUGUUGUGAUUAUUUUUUUUUUUACAGAGGGCACAGGCUUCAAUGUCAGUGAGAUAUUCUGUAACAGUAAUUUAGGUACGUUGACUGUUCUGAUAGGAUAAUUGAUCUGUUGUAAAUUAUUCGAAACAAUAGUCGCAAUACUUGGUAGAUCUGUCGUCAUUUGUCAGUGAUAAUCCUUCCAAUUUUUAAUACUUCUAUAGACUGCAAAACAGCCGCGGUUUUUUGUCUCAAAAUUGGGUUUACAGGGCGCGAAGCGCCGGAGUGAUAUUUUCGCGCGAAGCGCGUGGGCGUCACAAGCCCGUAGGGCGUGUGGCGAGAGAAAUUUUUCUCGUCCCUCCCCAGUCUCACUCUCCGUUUCCACCCUCACUCCAGACAUUUCCUUUGACCGCUCGAGCGCGCGUUCUUAAACCUAGGCAAAAAUGCCGGCUGCUUUGCAGUCUAAUACCUAUCGCAAUUUGUAAAAUUCUUUCCUGAUUUAAUUACGAUCCCGACAGAAUCAUAAAUGACGACGAAGGUAUCACAAAAUUGCGGCAGGUAUUACAAGUAUUCAAUUUUUUAGUGUGGGGCGGCACCUCAACUCCCCCCCCGUAUGAGUAGGUUUAAUGACCGAAUCAAGAAUAAUGUCAAUGUUACUUUUUUAUUAUUAUUUUAUUUUGUAGUUAUCAAAGCCAGAGUGGCGGUAAUGUUCUCCUCAUAUCUGCAAGUCAACGUAGCGGUUCUUGAAAUCUUCAAGCAAGCUGGACCUACGUUCAUUGAAAAAGGCCAAGAAAUCAUCAUAAAACACGAGUAAGCCCUCAAUUCAGUUUAGUUGUUAUUGUUGCCUAUGAUCGGCCCUAUAAAAGAUCUCUGGAAAAAACCUUCGCGCCUAAGUCAGUACUUUUCUUCCGAGUGCAACGCUCAUAUAUAAGUGCUAGCGCUUCCCACAGAUCCCUAUUACCAAAUUAGCCAAAAAUAGAUUUUGUACGCAGUUUUUGCUUUGCAGGACUUUGAACCAGCUUAAAAAAACUUGCAAUGUCUACUUGCAACGCCGUGCUGGGCUUAAGACCGUCAUACAAGCUUUUCUGCGCUAAUUGACUGAGAGUCCUUUGGAGCGAAAAAUGACUCUACAAAAUAGAACGAAAAAUAGAUGCGCCUAUUUAACUGAAGGUUCAUUCCUGAGAAAUGGGCUUCAGUUUGUACCAUUUGUUUCGUUGCACCUGCAAUGAGUGGUUUCACACUGAUUACAAGACGGAGAAUGGUGGGGCACAGAGGGAGUCUUAGGGCUUUGGCAGGGAUAUGUGAAUUUCAUUAAGUUAUUUUUAGAGGUUGUAAUUAAACGGAAGUCUAAUGCCUGGGAAGUCCGCACUUUUUGAACGAUUGUUUGAAGCGGCAUCAAGUACUUGUGUGUCUGCUUGAAAGCAAACAAUGAAGGAUAUUGUCAUGGCGACUGUUGAAUUCUCUCUUGAAAACACUUAAACAAAGUUUGCGGACCACUCCGGGAACCAACUUCCGAUUAGUUCCAAUCGUUUAAUUAAUUGGUCUAAAAAUAGCUUUGGUAAAAUUCUCAUACCCUAUGGGCUAGACUAAGCGUUUAACUCUCUGUCUCAUUAUUCUGUCUUAGUGAUUACGCUAACUAAAAACUCUCCCCAUCUUGUCUUAUAGCUUUACCAUUACCGACAUGUUUGGAUGCGCGACGAAAAUUAAAGAAGGUGCAGAAUGUUACAUUUUUGCCUCCCUCGCAGAAUUUAUCGAAGACGGUCUGUAUAUAAUGGACUUCGCUGUGGAUCCAGCUUCCACAAGCACUCCAGUCAACUUCGUUCAGCAGUUAAACAGAGUUAAAACAGAUCCUCCUCAAUGUGAUGUAUUGCCAGUAUUUUAG
Molecule: messenger RNA, 16613 nt
Organism: Porites lobata
Lineage: Eukaryota; Metazoa; Cnidaria; Anthozoa; Scleractinia; Poritidae
Source: the annotation of a GenBank genome assembly